AUGGGAAGCGCCCCUGGGGGCCCCUCCAGGGGAAUGCCCCACUCGCCCCACCCAAAGGUUGGCAAUGGUGACGAGAAUAUAGAUGAGCGGCCUGGGUUCGGGGUACCCAAACCAUGGAAUGGAGACGAGUGAUUCCUUGCUACAUCACUACCACUCCUUGUGACAGUGGGCCAAUCAGCAUUAAGAAUUAUCUUGAUGCAAUAAUGCUCCCAAAGCCUAUUUCCAAACAAAAAUCAAUACAAAACAAUGCAUAGAUAUUUUGUGGAAAAGAAGAAAAAUGUAACCAUCUAUCCGCAGUUAGGGAUUUCAAUUCUUAAACUUGCUCGUCUUUUAUUAGAAUGCACAUUCGAAAUAGUUACUACACCUUGGCAACCGCACAUCUUAUUUAUUUUAAUAUUUGUUUUAAUUACAAUAUCAUAUAUAAUAUAUCAAAGAAAAUACGCAAAAACAAGUGAUCCUUGUAAAAAUUGGACUAUGAGCUCCCGAAAAGAAAAGAAGCCGGUAAAUUUCAUGUUAAAUCGGAAGCUCCUUGGAGCUCCUUAUUGGCCGAAUAAACCGAAAAGAAUAAAAUUCUUUUGAUGUUGUAUAAAAGAUGGUUUACGAGUUGGGCUUAGCCGCUGUACAUAUCCUGUUUAAGUCCAAGAUGGAAUCAUCUCAAAACGAUUGGAGAAGAUAACACAAUACUUAAUUGAUAUACAAUGUGGCUAUUGAGCCUUCGCCAGCAAGCCAUAAAUUAAUUGAUCAUGGUCACUCAAAGACCAAUAGGAAUCCUUUAUCCUGCCCCUUUCUGUACUUUUGUUAGAUAAAAGUUUUGUUAUCAAUAUAUUACUUAUUUAAAUGUUGAUUAUUUUUAUAUUUCUAUAAGAGUGUACAAUCUUCAUCACGCUCUUGUGCACUUAUUUAACAUUUCCAAUUGCAUUUCAAUGAACGAAAUUAACAUUCUCACAUUAAUGGCACAAAAUCUUUGAAAUUAUAAAAUGUUAAAGUACAAAUAGUUGUAACAGUGAUAAUUUUGUCUGUAAAGUUUACAUUCAUCUUCCACAAUAUUUAACAUUGAAAAUAUAUACAUUAAUUUGUCUUUUUUUAGACUUUGUUAGAAUUAAUCAAGAGCUUGAGAAUGGGCACUAUACCCACUCUUUAUUAUAAUUAGGAUUUAUUCACUUCUAUUAAAAGUUAUCACUCUUGAUUAUUAUUGAUGUAGAUACCUUGAUUAAACUGAUUUUAAAAUGAUAUUGAGUUUUAAAAUGCCAUACUUACAGGAAUCCGUUAAGUUUUAUACUAAACACAUUGAAAGGAAAGGACACAGACAUGAAGUCAAAUUUUAUUAUUCUCAGUUCCGUCCUACCAGUAUAGCUAUCAGUAGUUGUUUCCUGAAACUUUUGCGAGCAGGCAAUAAGGAACUGUAAGAAUAGAAAUCAAAACCCACUUUCCGCUAAAGGGUUUUAAUAUUUGACGGAUACCAGUAAUAAUAUAAGAUAUCUCUUUAGUUAGUUAGUGUGUCUCUAAAAAAACAUGAAACAUAUUUCAUGUUUAUUUUUCUUCUAGGCAUAAGAUAAAAGCAAAAUUUUAAAGAAUAUCUUAAGGCAUAGAUAUAUACAAAUAUUAGGGAUCCUUCAAUCACCAUUUUAUGUAAUUUUGCAAGGAUAAGGAUACGCUCCUUACAAGGUUAAGUUUUAAACAAAUAAUACGCGGUCACUGCUUCAACUAUUUGUAUUUCUAUGAGUAUCUUUCCUUACAAUUAUUAGAUAUUUAUAUUUUUUGUAUUUUUUUAGAAACUAGAGAAACUUUGUAAUUAAAAACGAAAAAAAAAAAUACCACUUUUUCUGUACACUUGACAAUUAUUUUAGUUUGUUUAAUCAUAGAUAUACAGACGACCAUGGAAUUUGAAUGUAAUAAUCUAUAAAUCCAACCUUACGAACUUGAAACCAUAUUGAUUAUUUUAAUAAAAAUAUGGUCCAUAACAUAAGUUAAAGUUCAGACAACGUUUAUAUUUUUAGAGUUCCUAUAUUUUUUUCUAUUUUUAUUUUCUUUCUAUUUUUUUUUUUGUAACAAGAAUAUUAGAUAUAUGAUAAGUGGGGAACUUUAUAAAUUUAAAGUUUUAUUUAUUUGUAUUAACAUUUUGUAAAUAAGACAACUUCUUGUAAAUGUAAAAAACAAAGUUUGAACAGACCUAUUUGUCAUGAAAAUACUAAAAAUUUAAAAAAUAAAUAAAGAUAAACUUCGUAGCCUAUGAACAUGUUUGAGUAAGUAUAAAUGACAAAAAUACCUGAUUUUUUUUUUAUAUUAAAUUUUUAAAUAAUAUCAAACAGUAAGAAAAAUAUAAAUUAGGAAAUUUCAAUCAUACAAAUGCAGACCAAAUAUACAAUAGCUUUCAAUAGAAUUAAUUAAUACACCAUUCUAAUUUUGUUCUAAAGGAACUAGCCUUGAAUAAUACAUUUUCUAUAUUUAUUUUAUUGUUUUGUUUGGUCGGAGAAAAUAUUUUAUUUCGUGGUACAAAAUAUGUAUGAAAUAAUUAAUGGAAAGCGAGCUGUAAUAUAAUAUUUUAAGAUGGAAUUAUUCGCUGGAUCCGCUAUAGAAGAGGUUGGUAACCAUGAUUAAAUAAAAACGAAAUAAAUUCCGUCUCAUUAAUUCGAAAAAGUGGUCAUCAAAUCCGGAGUUUAUUUAACUAUGUGUAUAUGUACAUAUACAUAAUGUAUAUACAGAUAAUCUAUUUGAAUCUUCAAGAUUCCUUAGCAGCUUUAGCCUUACUUUAUGCUCAUGUUAUUUAUUAUUUUAUUUAAUUAAUUAUUUUUGGUUUUGAAGAGAAUCCCACUCAUAGAUUUGUAAUAUUUUUGUCUUUAAGCCGCUUUCUAAAUAAUUCAUUAGUGAAUACCAAACCUUUGUUUGUAAAUACAAAAAUAUUUUUAGAAGAUAUUAAGUUUAUAGAGGUUGUAUGUACUUGGCUGUCAAUUUUAAAGUUUAAAGAGCUUGUAUACUUACGUACUACUUGUAAUUCAGCUCAAACAUUAAAAUUCUUACAUAUAAUAUCUGUUUAUUAAUAAUUUAUGUAGCCAAUAGGCUGAUAGCGAUGAUGCAACAAACAACCAGAGAUUGCUACUCUGAGUACGGAGGGCCAAUCAUUUUACUCAAAUUGAAUCACUAUUAUGAAUUCAAUGACUACUUCAGUUAAUCGGUUGACAUCAGCUGAAGUUGACAUCAAUUCAAUUUGUUGACACUCGGCAGAGGUGAGUAUUUGAGUAAAAUACUUGGCCCACAGUACUCCUGCAACUCCCACUCAAAGCGAACAAAUGCAGGUUUUCCAGGAUGAAAUGUUCUGGAUUCUAUUGCUUAUAUUAAGCACUUUAUUAACCUGCUGUAGUAUUAAUAAACUGUAAUAAAUAGUGUACCCUUAUUUAUUUAAAGAAAUGUUCAUGUAUAGUGGAUAAUUUAGAAAAGUUUUAACCAUAAAUAUGCCAAAUUCUAUAAAAUGCACUUAUGCACCCUGUAUAUAUUUACUUUUAACUUUUUUUUUUACUUGAAAUGAGUUAACAUGUAUUAAAAUAAAAACAUGAUUUAAACUAAACUAGUUUUAUAAAAGCUAAAAUGGUGAUGUCAUUAGGCAAAUAUUAUAUUAAAGAUUAUUAGAUUAUUUGCCCAUUAAAAAAAGAAUGUACCAACUAUCACAUGGCUUCCAUGAAUAAAUAUUGUAAAUAAAUGUUCAUAUUAUAUCUAAAUAUUAA
Molecule: messenger RNA, 3719 nt
Organism: Nezara viridula (southern green stink bug)
Lineage: Eukaryota; Metazoa; Arthropoda; Insecta; Hemiptera; Pentatomidae
Source: the annotation of a GenBank genome assembly